Molecule: messenger RNA, 2798 nt
Organism: Cynocephalus volans (Philippine flying lemur)
Lineage: Eukaryota; Metazoa; Chordata; Mammalia; Dermoptera; Cynocephalidae
Gene: ZCWPW1
Product: zinc finger CW-type and PWWP domain containing 1
Exons: 18
Coding region: 733-2646 (637 amino acids)
Cellular component (GO): nucleus
Molecular function (GO): zinc ion binding
Source: RefSeq, a predicted model, not a curated record
CCGCCCACCACCCGGCGCCUGCGUACGAGCCCACCGGCCCGCGGGCUUCCCUGACGCCCCGCCGCCACCAGCUCGCACGCAGAACUUCCCAAACGCACUCUGAGGCUUCGCGCCGCCUUAUAUAAAAACGUGUGGGCGGGGAAGAGGAUACGGUCUGCUGUCGGCCCCCUUUGCCUCGGCCAAUGGGGAAGAAACGCUUCCACGCCGUUUCCCCAGGGUGAUGGGCGGCUCGGUCUCCCUGCCAACAGAGUGCUUGGCUGAAGAAAGAGUGCGGUAGAAGCGAGAGUGGGUUCAGGAUCGUCUCGAAAUACUAAAAUAAGGGUGUGAAGGAGACUAGAAGGAAGAGUAGGAAUCAGGAAACAAAAAGAGGAAGGAAAAGGCACUCUGUAACAGAAAAGUUAGUAAAAGGAAGAUGUGAUUCACGAAUAAUCAGGCUCUGCUGCUGCUUCGCGUAAAAAAAGCGAAGCCAACGAGGAUUCUGGGAUUUGUAGUUUUUCCGGGACAUUUGGCGAAGUUGGCGGAAAUACCUCAGCUGCGCAAACGCAGAGGCAGCUUCCAGCUGCGCGUGCGCCUUGGCCUUGCGUGUACGCCGCUGGGAGAUUUCAAUAUUUAUUAUUGUGGAAGAAGGUAAUUCAUCUGAGACUGAGGAGCAGCAACUUGAGUUAUCAGAAAGUGACUUUCUGGCUUUCCCUUUGUCGAUCAGAGGCAAAGAAAGUGUCAUUUCUGAGCUGAAUGAUGACAACAUUGAAGAAUAAAGAAUGUGGAAAUGGACCAAAGAAAACCUUUGCCCCACCUGCACAAAAAUUGUAUUGCCUGAUUCCAUGUAGCUCUAACUCGCCCAAGAAGGAAACCCUGGGAAUCGGUUCCUCAGAGGCUAAGGCUAGGCCAAGUCCACCAAAGGCCAGGUUAAAGAAGGAGGAGGACAAAGCAACCAUAGAGAAUGGUCCACGCAGUUGCCAGGAGAAAACCAGAAAGGCUCAAGACAAUAAGCAAGCAAAGAAGAAAGAAAAGGAAAAAUCAAGUCUUACCAAUGCAGAAUUUGAAGAGAUUGUCCAGAUUGUCCUACAGAAGUCACUCCAGGAGUGUGUGGGGAUGGGAUCUGGCCACGAUUUUACAGAGACUUCCUGUGCCUGGCCUGUAGCAUGUACCCAAUCAGACAAGGAACCAGGAAUUGCUCCUUCUGCUACUGAUGAUGAUACUGAUGGAGAGAGGAUAGUGGUACCUCACACUCAAGGGAUUUCAGCCUCUCGGGAAGAUGAAAUUGUCCCAGAGAUAAAGACAUGUAAGCUAAGCCAACCAGAUCCUGCACCCUCUGAGAAGAAAUUCAAUAGACUCUCCUUAAGCAAAAGAAAGAAGGAAGCUCGAGAUGAGAAAGUGGAGAAAGUCCAAGGUGGACAUGAGCACAGACAGAAAGACCAACCAAAGAAAAUGGUUCAGGGCCAUUCUCAGUGCAGGGACGAGCAAAAAGAAGGGAGAAAUGGUUUUGAUCAGUGCCUAGUCUGGGUCCAGUGUUCCUCCCCAAACUGUGAGAAAUGGAGGCGGUUACAUGGGAACAUUGAUCCCUCAGUUCUCCCAGAUAAUUGGUCCUGUGACCAGAAUACAGAUUUAGAGUAUAAUCAUUGUGAUAUUCCUGAGGAGACCUGGACAGGGUGUGAGAACGAUGUGGCCUAUGCCUCCUACGUCCCAGGAUCAAUCAUCUGGGCCAAGCAAUAUGGUUAUCCCUGGUGGCCAGGCAUGAUAGAAUCUGACCCUGACCUGGGGGAAUAUUUUCUUUUUGCUUCUCGUCUUGAUUCCCUGCCGUCUAAGUACCACGUGACAUUUUUUGGAGAAACAGUUUCUCGUGCUUGGAUCCCAGUCAACAUGCUAAAGAAUUUCCAGGAGCUGUCCUUGGAGCAAGCAGGAGUGAAAAAGGGCAGGAAGAAGGACUGCAGCCAGAAACUGGGUGCAGCCCUAAUGAUGGCUCAAGAGGCAGAACAGAUCAGCAUUCAGGAGCGGGUUAACCUGUUUGGUUUUCAGAGCCGAUACAAUGGAUCUGACAGUGGAGAAGAAAGAGAUGUAAUGCUCUCUGGGGCUAACAGCCCAAAUUCCUGCCUGGAGGAAGAGGAGGAGGAGGAGGAGGAAGAGAAAAAAGACCCAACUUUGUCCAGUCCUAAGCCAGCCAAAAUACAGACAAAAAAACCCAAGCCAAGAGGUAUGGCAGAUGGACAAGAUGGGACCCUCCAAAGGAAGACAGUGAAGAGAUCUCUGGGAGACAAAUCCACAGCUCCUUCCUCACUCUUAAUGGGAAAGAAAGAAGGCCAGAAGAAUUCAGAUUCUGACCAGCCAGGCCCUAAGAAAAAAUUUAAAGCCCCGCAAAGCAAGGCCUCAGCAACCAGCUUUUCUGAGGAAAAAGAAGCUAGAAUGGUGCCGAAGGGCCUGAGCCCACCAGCUUGUGGUGGGGCCCGUGCUUCGGUGGGGAAAGAAGAGCCCAGACCCCAGGAGCCACUGCCUCAGGAGACUGGAAGUGCCCCCCCUGAAGAUGAAGCUUCCAGUGAGCUGGACCUGGAGCAACUCAUGGAAGAUACUGGAGAAGAGCUGGAGCAGAGAGAGGAGCCGCAGCCCAGAGACGAUGGCGAGGACUUCACCAUGCCCUUCCUUGAGGAAUAGUUGUGUGCUCUCGGCCCCUUCCUGAUCUCACUCCUCUUCUCUGAGGAACAGGAGGGAGGGCCUCUCGGUGGGAUCCUUGAGAAGUUGAUGAGUAUCGGGGCUGUUAAUUGGCUACAAGGUUCACGUUAGAGUUGUGCAGAUUAUGUGUUAAU